Molecule: messenger RNA, 4889 nt
Organism: Mustela lutreola (European mink)
Lineage: Eukaryota; Metazoa; Chordata; Mammalia; Carnivora; Mustelidae
Exons: 4
Coding region: 1-1260 (419 amino acids)
Source: RefSeq, a predicted model, not a curated record
AUGAAGGGAUCGCUGGAGGCACCUGCCACUUCACCCUCAAGCUUGGUUCUCUGUCCCCAGCCUGGCUGCUACUACUCCAAACGCUGCAGCCAAUCCAGAAAGUCACCGGCUGUGACCGCUAACGCCAGGGGCGGGCGGCGCCGCGCCGCCCUGCGGAGGCGCCGCAAACUUUUCCCCGUUCGCAAGUUGCCGGGCUCGGCGGCCGCGGACGGACUUCCUUCCCCGCUGCGGGAGCGAGGGGGCGCCCCUUCCCCGGGCGGGGGCCCAGCCGGCCGGGAGGGGGCUGGGCGAGGCGAGGACGGUCAAAUAGGGGCCAGGGGAGCGCAGGCGCCCGCACUCGAGGCGCGCGGGGCCGAAGCCCGGCCGCAUUGUCUCCGCGGCCUCGGACCCAGCUCCGGCGGCGGCGGCACGAGCGGGCGCGGCCGGGAGUUGCCGUCCCGAAUCUGCCGCCCCCUUUCGCCGCCGCCGCUCACCGCGUUCUUUGUGUGUCUCUCGCCGCCCUCGGGUCGCUUCGCCGCUCGCCUGACAGCUGAUGGGCUCGUCACGGUGGGUCCCGCGUCUUCCCAGCCGCCGCCAGCGGAGCCCGGCCCGGCCAAAGGAGGAGGACUGAGGAAGAGCGUUGACAGAUACUGUCUUGGAGCGGCCGCCGCCGCGGGGAACCUAGGACUGCCCUCCGGGCGGCCGGCGACCAGCCCCGGCCCCGCUCUAGCUCUUCCAGACCUCUUCCGCGCCGGGACCCUUCCGUCCUCCCUCCGGGUCUGCCCUCCCAACCAGCUCCAGGACGGCGCCCGGCGCCCUGCUCCGCAGCUGAGCGCGCUCGGUCAAGAAUCCUGGGGAACCCGCCCCGCCCCCUGGCUCCCGCACCCUCCAAUGAUCUUGGCCUAUAGGGGGAAGUUCCAUCCAAUCAAGUGUCGGAAAACCCGGCCAGUCCCCGAGAGUGUAGCCAAUGGAACACGACUCCGGCAACACACCCGCCCUGAUCCACUAGGAACAAACCUCUCUGAGCGUUGCGGUGCGACCCUGAUCCUGGCGCCCAGAGCAAGUCAAGUCCGGCUGGAGCUGUGUCACAAAGUGAGCCGCUAUCAAGGCAGUCACCUCAGGCCGCCAGACUCCAACCACAGUCUAAAGGGCCCUGUGUCUUUCCGUUCAGUAGAGCCUCUCACUGCGGAGUCUCCUGCUGUGUUUAUUUCGGCUCCUCAGUCAUUCAACUUGUUGGAGAGAGAGUCAAUACUCUUAGGUGGCAGUAGCAACGGAGUGUGAAAACCAUCAUCAUUACCUUCUUCUCCCAAGGUAUUUCACAUUUGUGCAUUAAGAAAAUUUAAAAGAACAAAUCAUGAGAAAGAACAAAACUGGAAGUAUCACAAUUCCAGAUUUCAAGCUAUCUACUACAAAGCUGUUACAAUCAAAACAGUAUGGUACUGGCACAAAAAUAGAUACAUAGACCAAUGGAAAAGAAUGAGAGCCCAGAAAUAAACCCACACUUGUUUGGUCAAUUAAUCUUCAACAGAGGCAAGAAAAUCAAUGGGGAAAAGAUAGUCUCUACAACAAAUGGUGCUGGAAAAGGGGGACAGCUACGUGCAAAAGAAUGAGACUGGACCACUUUCUUUCACCACACAGGAAGACAAACUCAAAAUAGAUUAAGAACCUAAAUGUGAGACCUGGAACCACAAAACUCCAGAAGAAGACAAGCAAUAAUCUCUUGGACAUUGGCAAAAGAGAUAUUUUUCUAGAUAUAUCUCCUCAGGUAAUGGAAACAAAAGCAAAAAUAAACUAUUGGGACUGCAUCAAAUUGAAAAGCUUUUUCACAGUGAAGGAAACCAUCAACAAAACCAUAAGGCAAUCUACAGAAUUGGAGAAGAUAUUUGCAAAUGAUAUAUUGAUUAGAGGUUAGUAUGCAAAAUGUAUAAAAAACUUAUACCAAAACCGCAAAUAAUCUGAUUAAAAAAUGGGCAGAGGACCCAAACAGAUAUUUUUAUAAAGAAGAUAGACAGAUGGCCAAUAGACACAUGAAAAGAUGUUCCAUAUCACUAAUCAUCAAGGAAAUGUAAAUAAAAAUUACAUUUUCCACGAUAUAUCUCCUUGUACUUGUCAGAAUGGCUAGAAUCAAAAAAGACAAGAAAUAACAAGUAUCGAUGAGGAUGUGGAGAAAAACGAACCCUCGUGCAUUGUUGGUGGGAAUGCAAAUUUAUAUAGCCACAGUGAAAAACAAUUUGGAGGUUCCUUGAAAAAUUAAAAAUAGAAUUACUAUAUGAUCCAGUAAUUCCACUACUGGGUAUUUAGCUAAAGAAAAGGAAAACACAAAAUCAAAAUGCUGUAUGAACUCCUAUGUUUAUUGCAGCAUUAUUUACAAAUGCAAAGAUGUGAAAUGCAAGUGCCCAUCAAUAGAUGAAUGGGUAAUGAAGAUGAAGAUGAGGUACACACACACACACACACACACACACACACACACAGCGCAGUAUUUCUCAGCCAUUAAAAAGAAUGAGAACUUGCCAUCUGCAAUGACAUGGAUGAACCUAGAAGUUAUAAUGCUAAGUAAAAUAAGUCAGACAGAGAAAGACAAAUACCUUAUGAUUUCACUCAUAUGUGGAAUUUAAGAAACAACACAAAUGAACAAACAGAAAAAAGAGACAAAAAACAGACUCAAAUACAGAGGAUGAGCUAGUGGUUGGUGGAGGGUGGUUGGGUGGGUGGAUGGGUGACUUAAGUGAAGGGGAUUAAGAGUGCACUUACUGUGUGGAGCAUUGAGUACUAUAUAGAAUUGUUGAAUCAUUACAUUGCACACCUGAAACUAAUAUAACACUAUGUUAAUUAGACUCAAAUCUAAAAAAAUCAGGAAGAGUAAACCAUAAAAAAUUAAAAAGCGAACAACAAUAACAACAAAAUAAGUAGAGUUAGUCAGUGUGAUCAAAGAAUAAGCAAACUUUACUACAGUUAAAGAGUUUCUUUCUAAAUGGUAACCCAUGUUUCUCAGCCUUUUUAAAACCACUGGCUCACUCAACUAGGAAGAUUUUAUAGAACUUAACUUUCUGCAGUUUGUACUGAGUUCAAGCUCACAUUAUUUAUUUCCCAAUCAUAACAGUAUAUUAUUAGAUAUGCUUUUGCAAAUUGGAUAUUACUCUCACCCUACCUAUCUUGAAAAUCAUGUCAGUUUUUGUAUACAUAGACAUUUACCCACCACAUAGCCAAUCACCAGACUUCAAAAGAUAUGCUUUAAAUGGGAAGCACUUUGAUGAGGUCAGCUUCUACCCAGAGUCACGAUGCAGUCCUUGUCAAACAGUUUAUUAAGGGAAGGGAAACCCCAUUCUUCAGUAGGGGUUGCAUGGAAUGACUGCCAGCCAGGGAAGAACUCAUGAUCCAUGAGCACACUUACUCAAAGGAAACAAAACAUAAAUAGAAAAAUGGGAAAGCACUCAUUUUACAAUUGUCAUUUCAGCCUUUUCCUUGAACUUCAAGAAUUUUGCUUUGUUUCUAUACAUGCUUAUAUAAAAAUCCUAUGUCCAUAUAAACCUUCAUUUCUAAAUAUCAUAAAACUAUUGUUAUAAUUUUAAAAAUAAAAUAUUAAAAAAAAACAUUGAUACUCUAUACUUAGUUACAUGGUAAAACUUCAUUAUGCCAAGAUAGCUAAGGAUUGCCUGAUUAAAGAUUUGAAAUUUGAGGAAUGCCUGGGUGGCCCGGUUGGUCGAGUAUGUCUGUCUUUGGCCCAGGUCACGAUCUCAGAGUCCUGCGAUAGAGCCCAGCAAGCCCCUCAUGGAGCCCGGCAUCUGAACUCUGCAUUUGACUCCCUGCUCGGGGGUGGGGGCAGUUUGCUUCUCCCUCUCCCUAUGCUCACCCCCAACUCAUGCUCGCUUACUCUCUCCCUCAAAUAAAUAAAAUCUUUAAAAAAAAAAUUACAACUUUGAAAUUUGUAAAGAUGAAUAUUUUAGCCUUUUCCUUCUUUGGGGUCUUUUAAUUUGGUAAUCUGUUUACUGUUUCAUUAGGUGAACGAUGUAAUCAGAGACCCAUAGUAGCUAUAGAAAUUACCAAGUUUAAUGAUUCAGGAAUUCCCCUGAAGUGAAAAUAAUAACUAAACUGAAUAAUCUAAAUUGAUUAGUUUUACUUGUAUCAUAACAGCUCUUUGGACCAUAAGAUUAAACGUAUCACUUCAGUAUUUUCCAUUAAUUCAUUUCAUGUAUAUCCCAGUAUCCAAAAGCAAUUCUGCAAAUGCAGUUUACCAUUUUUUAAAAUUGGUUUUGUCUUUGUCUUUUAAAGGAGUUUUAUCUUUAUAAUGCAAAAUCAUUAUGUAAACCUUGUAACAAAAUCAAGAAUUAUUUCCUUUAUGAAGGCCAUCUCUCUGAUUCCUGAAUUACACACUGAAGCACUGUGCAAAUUGUACUGACGUCUGUCAGGGAGUCCACCUGGGCCAUCAUAUCAAGAAAACAGUUAUUAGGCAUUGUGAAGGAUAUGAAUGUGUGAGGCAGAAAAUCUGUCCUCAGAGAGCUUACAAUCUGUGAUUUUUGAGAAGACAACAUAUAAAAUAAUUAUUUUUGAAAAAUAUGUGGCAGGUUGGGGUGAUUAAAAUAUAAAAUGCAAUUUAUACCUUCAAAAGUAUAUCAUCAUUCAAAGGACCAUUUUGGCAAACUAUCCAUUAAGUCUGUUACUACUGCCUCAGCAUAAUAAUUUUAGAAUGCUAUCGUUUGGAUUUACUUUUCUAGUGAGUUACAAACCACAUAAAAAUACCUGUUUCUUGGUAGCACUUUUUCUUAAACAUGAAGAUACGAUUGGCUAGUUUGAUUGACUUAACUUUUACCUGUCUUGAAAUUAUAUUUCUCACCCUGAAAAUGUUAAAAUUAUACACAUAUACCCAACCAUCUGAGCACAAUUCCAAUAAAGGCAUUACCAAUAUAGAGUUA